AUGGAUUUCCAACGUACGAAAAGUACUUUCCAGCUCGCGGGUCAGGAGUUCCCUCGAGUAACAUGGUAUAAGCAAAAGGGAAUGAGAGGCUUGUACUGUUGCUUGAUGUUCGUCGUGUUGACAUCUGCAACAAAUGGAUACGAUGGCUCGAUGAUGAACGGACUUCAAUCUCUUCCCGCCUGGGAAGCUUAUUUCCAUCCCACGGCAUCCCAACUCGGACUUCUCAACUGUAUCAUGUCUGUCGGCUCACUCGUUGCCCUCCCCUUCGUACCAUAUGCUGCGGAUAUCCUAGGUAGACGCACAGGUGUAAUGAUUGGUUGCACAAUCAUGAUCAUUGGUGUACUGCUUCAAAGUCUGGGAUAUACCUUUGGCAUGUUCGUGGGUGCUCGAUUUUUGAUCGGAUUCGGAGUCGCAAUAGCCCAUGGCGCAUCACCAUUACUCAUCACUGAACUUGUCCACCCGCAACAUCGCGCUAUCUACACGACCAUUUACAACACAACGUGGUACAUCGGAAGCUUUGUUGCAGCUUGGUUGACAUUUGGAACGAAUAAUAUUGCAGGGAAUUGGUCUUGGAGAGCCCCAUCCGUCGUGCAGGCUUUCCCUUCCAUUCUUCAAAUGUCCUUUAUCUGGUUCGUACCCGAAUCACCAAGAUGGCUCAUUGCAAAGGGUAGAAAUGAACAAGCACUUAAGAUUUUAGCGGACGUCCAUGCCUCCGGGGACCAUAAUGAUGCAGUUGUGCAGCUCGAAUAUCAGGAAAUUCGCGAAACACUACAACUUGAGCAAGAAGCGGAGGGUAACCCAUGGGCUGAGCUCUGGAAGACCCCCGGAAAUAGACAUCGUCUCAUUAUCCUCGUCUCUCUCGGCUUCUUCUCCCAAUGGUCAGGAAAUGGUCUUGUCAGUUACUACAUAAAUAUUGUAUUGGAACAAAUCGGCAUCCACAGCUCGACUACCAAACUUUUGAUCAAUGGUAUCCUCCAGAUUGUCAACAUGAUCGUUGCCAUAGGAAUGUGCUUUUUCGUUGAUCGACUUGGACGACGUCUGUUAUUCUUGGUAUCCACAGGAGGAAUGCUGGGUGUCUUCAUCGUUUGGACAAUAUGUUCGGCUCAAUUUUCGAUGCAUGGAAGCAAAGCCUCUGCAAAUGCAGUGGUCGUCAUGAUUUUCCUCUACUACGUCUUCUAUAAUUGUGCGUGGUCAGGUCUUUUGGUUGGCUAUGGUGUAGAGAUCUUGCCAUACAAUAUUCGUGCAAAGGGAUUGACAAUUAUGUUCUUGGCGGUUGAUCUCUCGUUGUUCUUCAACCAAUAUGUCAACCCGAUCGCUCUGGACCAUCUUCAUUGGAAAUAUUACAUAUUCUACUGCGUUUGGUUGACCUUUGAGCUCUUCGUCGUUUGGAAGUUUUAUAUCGAGACACGCAACACUCCUUUGGAGGAAAUUGUGAAGUAUUUCGAUGGAGAGAAUGCGAUCGUCGGUGGCCAAGCUGCGACCGAGAAAGCAAGAAUUAUUGCAGCAGAUCACGAUAUUUCGAUUGGUGCUGAGACUCAUGAAGAUGGCCUGGAUGAGAAGACGGCAGCCGUUCACCAUACAGAGGAGAAGAUGGUGUAA
This is a messenger RNA of Sclerotinia borealis F-4128, 1599 nucleotides long. The record is from the annotation of a GenBank genome assembly. Lineage: Eukaryota; Fungi; Ascomycota; Leotiomycetes; Helotiales; Sclerotiniaceae.